Messenger RNA from Coccidioides immitis RS, 357 nucleotides. RefSeq lists its product as uncharacterized. The coding region runs from base 1 to 357 and encodes 118 amino acids. NCBI's taxonomy places the organism in Eukaryota, Fungi, Ascomycota, Eurotiomycetes, Onygenales, Onygenaceae. The record is from RefSeq and is a predicted model, not a curated record. The transcript has a single exon.
AUGUCAUCUCCAGAAGCAGGUGGCGAGCGCGAUAAGCAGAUAAGAUUGACUUUUGCACUCACACGCGUCCAGCUCGGCGAUUGGCCACCCGCCCGGCGAGGGGCACAAAGAAACGAGGAACGGCGGUCUUCUGCUCCAGCACGAGGUCUCACAGCAUGCUGCAUGUACAUAACUAUGUAUCAAGACUACAUGAGUCUGAGAGUGUUCUGCAGCACGGUGUACCCACGGGCCUCGAAUAAUGGCUCCAAGUGUCGGGAUCGUAGUAAACUCCUUCGUACCUUGCGACGAGCUAUGGCGAUGGAACCGCCUCCGUCCAUCGGUAAACCCUUACACGAGUUGGCAAGCCAGUUGUUUUGA